Zingiber officinale is the source of this 1524-nucleotide messenger RNA. RefSeq names its product pectin acetylesterase 7-like. The record is from RefSeq and is a predicted model, not a curated record. Gene Ontology annotation, molecular function: hydrolase activity. NCBI's taxonomy places the organism in Eukaryota, Viridiplantae, Streptophyta, Magnoliopsida, Zingiberales, Zingiberaceae. The transcript is spliced from 13 exons. Bases 164 to 1339 code for a protein of 391 amino acids.
UCUAUUUAUUUAUUUGUUUAAGAAACUGGCACAGACUUAGCUAGUAACGCUGGAUUAGCCUUUAAAUCGCGUUCCUUGGAGAGAAGAAUCUCUGCGCACAACUUGAAACUCGAAGAUCUCUUUCUUUCUUCCACGUCCCAAACUUUCUUUCUUAUCCUUGAGAAUGUUUAGUGCUAAUUCAAGAGCAUGGAUCCAUCCUUUGCUCUGCUUAAUCUUCUCACUGGUCUCUCUGGACGUGGAUGGAGGUCCUGUGCCAAUGACUAUCCUGCAAAGUGCAGUGGCUAAAGGAGCAGUAUGUCUGGAUGGAAGCCCCCCAGCUUAUCAUUUUUCUCCAGGUUUUGGCUCUGGUGUGAAUAAUUGGUUGGUUCACAUGGAGGGAGGAGGAUGGUGCAGGAACGUUGAGGAAUGUGUAGAACGAAAAGGCAAUUUCAGAGGCUCCUCCAAGUAUAUGAAGCCACUCUCAUUCUCUGGAAUUCUUGGAGAUAAUCAGAAAGCCAAUCCUGACUUCUACAACUGGAAUAGGAUCAAGAUUCGGUACUGUGAUGGUUCUUCUUUUACUGGGGAUGUGGAAGCUGUUAAUCCAGCCACAAAUCUUCACUAUAGAGGAGGCAGGGUUUGGCGUGCCAUUAUCGACGAUCUGUUAGCAAAGGGGAUGAACAGAGCACAAAAUGCACUGCUUUCUGGCUGUUCAGCUGGUGGAUUGGCAUCCAUUCUGCACUGUGACAACUUCCGCAAUCUCCUACCGGCAAGCGCGAAAGUGAAGUGCUUUUCGGAUGCCGGCUACUUCAUCGAUGCGAAAGAUAUCUCUGGAGCAGACUCUAUCAAGUCCUUCUUCACUAAUGUUGUCAACCUUCAUGGAUCAGCCAAGAAUUUGCCUUCUUCUUGCACUUCAAGGCUACCACAAAGCAUGUGUUUUUUCCCACAGCAUGUGGUGCCUACGAUGAGGACACCUUUGUUCAUACUCAAUGCUGCAUAUGAUGCAUGGCAGAUCAGGAAUAUUUUAGCUCCGAGUUCUGCCGAUAGCGGUAAAGCUUGGACAGAGUGCAAGCUUGACAUCAAGCGUUGUUCUUCGUCUCAACUACAGACAUUGCAAGGUUACAGGUCGCAGUUCUUGCAAGCAUUGCCAGCCAGCAGCUCUACAGGCAUGUUCAUACUCUCCUGCCAUGCUCAUUGCCAGUCGGGAGAUCAAACUACAUGGCAAGCAGCUGAUUCUCCAGUGAUCGAUAAGACUAGAAUUGCCCAAGCUGUUGGAGAUUGGUACUAUGGCCGGAGUGCUGUCAGGAAGAUUGACUGCCCGUACCCAUGCAAUUCUUCGUGCCGAAACAUUGAUAAUGAAUGAAACUGAACUCCUCCCCUCAUUCAUCAUCGUCCUCGAAGAGCCUUAGCUCCGCUUUGCAAUAACGUUUAAGUUGGUGUGCUUUGUUUGAAGAAAAGGAACAUGUUUCAAUAUUUGCAUUUGUUGUAUUUAUCUAACAUUGCCUUGAUCAGAGUUGAUCUUAUGAUAAUUUAAGAUAUUUAGAUUCA